Messenger RNA from Drosophila guanche, 6534 nucleotides. Its product is annotated as rho GTPase-activating protein gacF. Gene Ontology annotation, molecular function: RNA polymerase II cis-regulatory region sequence-specific DNA binding; DNA-binding transcription factor activity, RNA polymerase II-specific. Lineage: Eukaryota; Metazoa; Arthropoda; Insecta; Diptera; Drosophilidae. Bases 528 to 4625 code for a protein of 1365 amino acids. The transcript is spliced from 4 exons. Gene Ontology annotation, biological process: regulation of transcription by RNA polymerase II. The record is from RefSeq and is a predicted model, not a curated record.
AUCUGGCAUCACGGUGUAUAAUUUCGAGACGCAGAACGAGAUAUUUUUUCUUAUCUCUAAUCGAAAAAAUGGAUUAUUCUAUUUUAUUUAGGUAUAGUCUAAUUAGAAAGUCGCAUUCAGAGUGGCAGUAGACUAGUCUAGACAGUUUUUACUUGACAAAGUGUGCGUAGCAAGGCCCAGGGCUAGCACAUCGCGCCCAAUCGAAUCACAGCCGAUCGCCAAAAGCGAAAAUGCUUUAUUAUCUUGCAAUCCGUAUCUUCCGUUGUGUCGUUCUGUCGUAGUCGACACAUUCGCCGUCAAAAUGUUCGUCGUUAUCGACUCCGCAAUCUUCAUCUCCUAAGGCACUCCACACACACGCGUCAGCUCGUCCGGCUAGUGCGUAACACACUCCGGAACGGAACCAAUUCGCCAAAAGGAAAAUCCAUCCACACAAUAAAAAACAGAGCAGCAACAGAGCAGAGCAAACGAGUAGCCAAACGAGUGCGGGGAAUCGGAGGCGCCGCUAGCACCUAGCCAGCACAUAUAUCAUGUCCGAGAAGCAUGGCCAGCUGGGUGCGCAGUGGACGAAAUCAGCAGCGGCGCCAACAGCAUCAGCAGCAGCUCUAGCCUCGGCUCCAUCUCCCAUCCCGCUCCAGAAACUCCCGAAUACGAGUCAAAACUUUCCAGCCACAAACCAUCCUUAUGGCAACAGCGGGAUACCUGGACUCCCGGGCAUACAGCCAGCGGACGUACCGUAUAGCUCGGGACGGUUUCAGGCCCCGUCCAUCAUCCAUGCCAAGGCCUCGCCCCUGACCAUCGUGCCUGUGGGCAGUGUCGCUGGCCCCCACUGUCCCACCCAGGUCUCACCCACAAGCCACCACACAAAUGUACCUGUAACCGUGACCGUGCCUGCUCCCAGUGGUUUUGUGCCGCCGCCGUUUACAAAUGCUGGCAGUGCCACAACGUCCGUUCUGCAGGCAAAUCCGUUUGCAACGGUCGCCGGGAAUGCCUUUGCCAAUGCCUUCAACUUCAAUACGGCCCAACAGCUGAUGCAUGCCAUGAGUGGUGCAUCGGCUGUGAGUGCCACAAGCACGGCAGCAACCACACCGAACACAGCAACAGGGACGCCUGGCAUAGCGGGCGUGGGUCCUACCCAGAGGCAUCCCGUCGAAGCAGUGCCCACGACCAGUGGCGUCAUCAAUUCCACCAUAGCUGAAAAUGUAAUGAAUGCGCUAUCCAACUCGAACGCUGCCUCUGAGGAGAAGAUGCGACGCGUGAAGCAGGUGAUUGAGGCCAGUAUUGAUGACAAUGCCAAGCUACAAAUCUCGCAGAUUCUCGAACGUGUGGCGGUGUUGAAGCCCAUUGAGAAACUAUUUCUUUAUCUGCGUCUGCCGGGGGAGUGCGCGGACUCGGAUCCAUUGAGGCAGCCACAGAAUCCGCUGGGCACACGCUCUGAGAUUAAUCACACCAUUAACUGGGUGCGCUCCCAUUUGGAACACGAUGCUCAGGUCUCCAUACCAAAGCAGGAUGUGUACAAUGAUUACAUUGCCUAUUGCGAACGCCUGAGCAUCAAGCCCUUGUCCACGGCGGACUUUGGCAAAGUCAUGAAGCAAGUCUUUCCGGGCGUGCGUCCACGUCGUUUGGGCACGCGUGGAAACUCUCGCUACUGCUAUGCGGCCAUGCGCAAGACCACGAAGCUAACGCCGCCACAAUUGCCGGCACUCUGCAAAAGCGAACAAAUCACAGGAGAUGAUGCCACGGCAGCAACAGCUACUGCCAUGCCCCAGAUGAAUCACUCGCCGAGUGUUGUGCUGCCUCCGAUGGCGACUGGCGACAGCGAUAACUGGGAUGUGGUGCGCAGUUGGGCGGAAAAGCUGCUGAACACGAAACUAGAUAGCAUUGCAGACCUGAGCACGCGGAUCAAGAGCAACAAUGCCACGGUUAUGGGUGUACAUUUGGGCGCCAAAAAGUACACACCACGGGAGCCCAAAGAGAAGCGUGUUUUGGCCGAUAUGGGUCCACUGAAGAAGCGACGCAAAAAGAAACGCAAAGGCUCGACAUCCUCAGAGUCGAGCUGCAAUCAAUUGGUGGCCGGGCAGCAGGAUGCAGGCAGCAGUCAAGAUGCCAUCGAUGAACCGAAAACGGAGCAGCUGAUAAAGAUCAAGCAGGAGAUUUUAGACUCACCCGUACACCAGUCCCAGUGCCAGUCUCAGUGCCAGUCCCAGUCCCAAUCCCAGCAGCAACUGCAGCAGCAGCCACCAAUGAGUUAUCUACAUCAAAUGAUGCCCAUGAACCUCGCCACAGAGCAGCGGAGCAACAGUGCGGUGCGCAAUCUGACGCCCAAGAUCAUGGAGUUGGGUGUGGUGCCGCCAACGGUUGUGCUCACACAGCAGCAAGAUGAGCCAUCGCCCACAACUAUGGUGAUCAAGGACGAGGUGGAGGACUACAAUACAUCCAAUAUAUUCUGCAAAAAAGUGCUUAAGGCGCAACAAACGAAAGGAUUUUGGGCCAACUCCCCGAGCAGCGGUACAACGGGAGGCGGGGGAACCUUGCUAGUCCCUCCCGUGAUCACAACGACAGCGGCGACACCACCGCCACCGGACAUCUCGCCAGGACCCAUGUCCAUGGGGCCGCCAGCGCAAAUGAUGAUUUCCAGUUCGGUGAGCCCCUCCAGCAGCAUGGACAGCAACAACACCACACCGAAGGUGGCCUCACGCAACAUGAUUCUGCUGCGUGCAAAGCGCCUGCUGGCGGCGGAGAGUGCCGCUGCCCUGACGGCCGCUGCAGAGGAUUCGGGACUGCCGGAGAAUCUGGGUUUGCCCAGGGAGCGGGUGAUUAGCAUCUGUAAUAUGGAUAAGCACGAGCUGGACGACUACUUCCUGCCCGUUGAGGAUGAGGAGAACUCCGAGGAGCCCGACACCGAGCUGCUUCAAUAUUUUCAGAUGGGAGACGCUGAGGAAAAACAACUGAAUUCCUUAGAUGCUGUAGAACAGAACAGAAAUCCACAAGGAGCACCGACAACAACGUCGACAACGACAACGACAACGAUACAGGCGGGAAUGGCGCCAGCGAUGCAACAGCAGCAACAGACCCAUACCCAGCAGCCUCAGUCGAAUCGUGAAGCCACAGCGGCCAUGCCCUCGCCACAGGGGGGACUGGUCGUCUCAUCGACAUUGUUGCCCGGUCAAGCGAAUGUGGGUUCUGCCUCAGCGUCUCUGGCUUUAAUGUCAAAGAAGCAUCAACACCAACAAAACCAACAACAUCAACCGCAACAGCAGCAGCCACAACAUAGCCAGCAACAACAGCAACUGCUGCAGCUGCGAACCAAACAGCUGCCAAUAAAUGGCAAUCCCAACCAGAACAACAGACGAAAGAUCAGCCUGAGCAAUGCCUCCAGCAAUGGCAGCAACAAGAAUUGUAUAUUUCUGCCCAUUUCCCCCAAUAUCAACAAUGGAGGAGGCGGAGGAGGAGCACCACCACCUGCAACCACCACAACCCAAGUGCCGCAGAAUCAGAAUCCAACAAAUUCCAGUCAAAAUUGCUUUGCCAGUCCUGGCGUCACGCGCAUGCGGCAACGUUCUAGUUUGCUAACCAAACAGCAAUCCCUCGACUGCGAUGGCAAUCGAGAUCCCAUGAUUGGGGCAACGCGUAGAAAACGCUGCUAUGUCUAUAGCUAUCCCACAAGCACCUCAGCCUCGGCGCCGCCAAGCCCCUCGUUGCUGCAGCAGUGCAUGGUGGGAAAUUGGCCAUUUGGUGGAUCAAACUCCUUCCCAGACACAAACAGUGCGGAUCCCAUGAUCAAUCAGAACUCUAUGGAUCUGGAGACGAGCCUGGCCCUGACGGGUGGCGACGAUCUGGAUCUGACGGAGACGCAACGCUCGCAGUCGGUGCCGCUGUCACAGCUACAGAGAAGCUGCCAUCCGUCGCCCAGCUUCAAUCGGCAGACCAGCUUUCAGGCUUCCAGCUAUGCGAGCGAUACCUUCUAUUCGGAGAACAGCAACAGUCAGAAUUCAGUGGCUGUGGCACCCCUGAAGGACGUGGAGGCUGCCGCUGCUCUGCUCUACGAAGUGGAUGUGGGUGCCAUGAUAUCGCCGAGUUUCAACAAUAAGUUCGGGAACAUUUCCCAGCAAACGGCCACCACAUGCAGCUCCUCGGCUGGCUCCUCCUCUGGCUAUAGCAGUGGUGGUUCUGCGGGCAUUGUCUCGCGCUCUGUGCCCUCCACACCGCUGCCGCAUCAACAGCAGAAUAACAACAGUCUGGCUGCCCUUAAUGGGAAUGGAAGUGGCAAUGGAGUAGAUGGAGGAGGAAGCAGCCUCAAUGCCACAAAUGGUUUCUUCAACAUCUCGCCAUCGUUCAACUGGGAAACAUCGAGCAAUGGCAUUCAAGGCGGGGCCUAUGUCUCGUACAGCGCUCGCAAUACAAUGGAUAUAUCCAAGUCGAUGCCCACGACGCCCAUAACCACGCCCUGCUUUCGUUACAGUCCCGUGGAGUUGCAUCGGGAUUUCCUGAUCAAUGGCUGCACCAUAGACCUAGGGCCCUCGUCUGCGUUUGUACCCGCGUGCAUUGAUGAGAAUCCCGCUUUGACCCUCAGCUCGGACUCCCUAAUGGAUGACAGUUCGCCCAGCAGUAUACUGGAUACCUUGUAGAAUUUGCACGAAGAGAAGGCUCAGGAGGAGAUUACAAAACCAAGGGAAGAAAAAGGAGAGGAGAAGGAUGACAAAUCUGUUGCCCAAAUGCCCGAAGAUGCCACUGUGGUGGCCUAUCUGUUGGAGCAUGUGGAUCAGUUGUAGAAAUGUCUUAUCCUCUCCCAUCCGAUCGUCUCGUUUAAUUUUAUUGUUGUGUUCAUUUCGUGUUUAGUUAAUCCCGUGCCUCGAUGUAUCAGUGUCUCUCCCGCACACAGAAUGAGCUUUCUCUUCGCCAUGAAAAUCCCAAACUAAACUCUUAACCACAGCUUAGCUUCUGCCUUUAAUUGGUUUCAAAACUAUCCAAAAUUUCCAUGCCCAAGAGAGUGAGCGAGCUGAAGCUGAAGCUUCACAUCCUCUAUCUAUCGUAUCUAUUGUUACCCUCAGGCCCCACCCCAUUGUUGUAUAUUGUUAUUGUAAUAUUAACCUAAUCCUUAAACCAAUGACGAUUGAUUUCUGUAUGUAAAUGGAUGAUAGAUUUUACUGUUGAACAAACCUUACAAAAACGAAACGAACUUAAAGUCUGAAUGAAGGAAACGUGUGCAGCGGUUUUAAAAACGGAAAACAAAUCUACAAACAAUAUGUAAUUGUAAAACGAAUGUACAUCUUAGAGAACUAAAGAACUGCGUAUUAUCUCGGCGCAUGUCGAGUAUUCCUAUGACCCCAGAACUAUUUCUAGCGUGAGAUAUUUCCGCAUAUUUAUUCAUGGGUCAUAUGGAAGAAAGUUUUAGUUAAAAAAUUGCCAGAAUUCAAUUGUGUGUUUGUAUAGUAUUGUACGGUAUUCAUUUGUUCAGAUUAUAGAUAUAGACAUGUGGAUAGGUGCCUCCUUCGAUUUUACUAACACUACCUCCCCACCCCUUGAUCGUUCUAUUACUAUACUUUCUAUCUAUGUAUCUUUUAUCUUUAAUGCUUUGAUUCUUCUUCGAUUAGUUAUAAGUGUUUGUUUGUUAUAAAUGUUUUUUAUAUAUUUUGUUCUCUUACGUGUAGUUCUCUAGGUUCUUAUCUUUACUAUUCCGCUUUGGGCUUUAUGCGAGUUCUCUAGUGUCUGGAACUCUAGUUGUAAUAUCGUUUCAGGUAGUCGCAUCAUUUUCUUCCAAAUUUUUUGUUUAGCUAUAAAAAUAUAUUUUAUUUCUUCAGAAUUUGUGUAACAAAGUAAAAAGUCUAUUACCGAACCCAAUUCCGUUCUAAGACAACAAUUUUAUGUGCGAGUAAAGUUUUUUAAAACGUAAUUGUAAACAAAAAGAAAUGAUAAAUGUGCCUCAGGCUUUAUUGUAAAACAAUUCAUGUGUAAAAAGCAUAUGCCACAGGAAAAAUAAAACAACUAUACAUACAAACAUACAAAAUGCAUAAGCAAAAGGCGAAAAAACCAGAAACCAAUAAAAAAUAUACACAUAAAUAGUUUAAUAGAAUGUUAUACGAGUACAUUACAAAAAUAUACACUCAUUUACACAAAACAAAACGCAAGACGCAAACGCUAGGGGAAACAAUUGAGUUUCAGCAGAGAAUUUCUUAAAUGCAUAGUCAGCAAACGUAAUGUAAUCAUAAAGUCCUACAAUAAUCAGAAAUCCAAUCCAAUAGACUAACAUAAACACACUACAUCCAAUAUGUAUUUAAUGUCGUAAGUAAACGAAAGAUAAACAAGUGCACGCCCUAGGAUCCCCCGCUUUCAGCAAUAGCAAACAAAUAUACUAUGCAAAUAGAAAUAGCUGAUAAGGUAUGGUAUUUAAAUGUAAUGGAACAUAUUUGUCACCGGGAACACUUUAUAGAGAUAUGAAAUUGAUAUGCAAUUAUACAGAAACAAUGCAUUCAAGUUAAAACGAACCAAAACUGUACUUUUUUAUAAGAUAUUUGAAUGACAUAAAAUACAGAAAAA